AUGGAGCAGUCCCCUGCAAUGCAUUCUGACUACUUGGUCUCAGGGAUUCGAACUCCGCCAGUGAGGAGGAACAGCAAACUGGCAACACUGGGCAGGAUCUUCAAACCAUGGAAGUGGCGAAAAAAGAAAAACGAGAAGCUAAAGCAGACAUCUGCAGUGCUGGAGAAGAAGAUGACAGCACGACAAGGUCGGGAUGAACUCAUUAAGAAAGGCCUUCUGGAGAUGAUGGAACAAGAUACCGAAGGGAAAGCCUGCACUGGUGACGAUGCCACGAGAGCAACGCAGAGUGACCCUCCAGCUCCUGUGUGCCAGACACUUGCCUCAGAAGAGGGGCAGCAAGAGAGUACAAUAGCAGCCACAACGAAUGUGACCUUGCUUGGUGAGGAGCUGCAUUUGGAUGAGCUGAAAGAAGAUGCAGCCAAGAAACCUUCAGCACCCACGGAAGAAUUAGAAGAUGCCAGCCUGCCAGCAUCUGAAGACAGUCCGCAAGCCUUACUUGUAUCUGAAUCCACAGAUUCCCCCCAGAAACAGACAGAAAGAAACCCAGCACAGCUCCCCAGCCCUCCAUUGCUCCCAGCUCCACCACCUAAGGCAAUCUCCAAAAUCACAAAGAGCAUAACAG
Pelecanus crispus (Dalmatian pelican) is the source of this 622-nucleotide messenger RNA. Lineage: Eukaryota; Metazoa; Chordata; Aves; Pelecaniformes; Pelecanidae. The record is from RefSeq and is a predicted model, not a curated record.